AUGCGCAUUAAGCAACUAUGGAAUGUUAUCCCUAUCCCAUCCAAAAUAAAGUUACUGUGGGAUCGGAUAACUCUUUCACGCACAACCACUUUUUACUUCGUAUUUUCCAUUCUUCACUGUGUUCUCCAGAUCAUCUUUCAAGGGCAGGCCUUUCGUAUCAAUGUCGGGGCUGCUGAGUUCUUGGCUUCCAUCACCAGACAAGGAGACACCAUCAAUUCGAGCGCAUUCUAUGUUUUGGGGAGUGACCUUCGUCUUUGCGACAGUAUCCCAGCGGACCUCAGCGCUAGCUCUUGCCAAGUAAUCUGGAAUGGUACGACAGUUGGGGACAAUUCGCUGACAUCCGCAAAUGCAUUAGCCCCCAUGAUUACUACGACAUAUUCAACGGGGACGUCAAGUUCCAUGAUCUCGACCCUUGUCGCGUCCUCAGGGUCGAAGGUGUCCACUAGUUCAACGAGUUCAAGCUACUCUGCGAUGUCAAGUCUUAUCACAUCUGCAAGACCAACGAUUACCGCAACUUCGAGUUCAACAGCAAUCACAAACCCUGUGUCUUCAUCGCAUACCACUACCUCAUCGGCGAUAGCUUCAAGCGCCACUGAUAAGGUACGCAGAGAGAGUGCUGCUGAAAUGGUCAGUAAUCCAUUCAGGCAGCUGAAUCGACGCAACCUCGUUCAAAAUAUCCAAGCUGUCGACAUCAAUGGCACCUCACAAGUCACUGUGAACGGAUAUGGCUGGAACAAUCAAGUAGCUGUUUUAGAUCGACAGUGCCUUUGGGCUCUGAAUUAUCCAGUUCAAAUCCUUCAGCAGACAGAGCGGGAGGAUUUGACCUUCAUUGCUUUUCAAAUAUGGGUUCUCGGAAUGUCUAUCGUCGCUAUCCUGAACGAAUCUGUCCCUCAUACCAUCGCAACUCUUUUGACACAUAUGCUGGCUACUGGAUGGGCAGGUUAUCAGAUAUUUAACACUGCUCAAUUUCAUGGUGACUUUUCGAGGCUGUCAACGAAUGGAGCUUGUAAUCCGAUCAAUCUUUUACCAUCAUAUUGGAAAAGUCGGUUUGUUGCCGAAAUUGCAAGCUUGGUGCUGAAUGCCGUUGCGCUGUUGGUUUCUUCCUUUCUAUCGUGGAGGCUUGCCAAGCUCUUUGGCUGGCAGACUUUCAAGCGCGUCGGGGCUUCAAUGGUUAUCAGUCGUGUCUAUAAAUUUGUGCUCGUGCUCUCCAUCGUUAUCCAGAUAUCGCUCUUUUUCAUGGUGGUCUCCAUCUCACUUUGGCUGGAUCAACUUUGGAAUGGCAACAUCGGGCGUCUUGACACCUCACCUGAAUUCAAACCACUGUUGAUCGUCACUCUCAUACUCUUACUUCCUUGGUUAACUGCAGGCUGGCAUGGUGUGCGCCGAGAACUCAAAAUACCCAUGUUCGUAUUUCUUGCGCUCAGUGUCGGAUACCUUGCAGGCUGGGCAGCAAUGUUCGAUUCCAGCGCAUUCCGGUGGACGUUCAUGACCUGGACGUUCUUCGGGGUGAUGACCUCUUCAUCUGUCUUCCUGACUCUUGUUGCGUUCAUCUUGGGCAUCAUAUGUCGUAUUAACUUCGGCAAGGGGCUUAUACGCUAUCUCAAUGCAGACGAGCCAAUCCCAGAAGACUUUGUACCCGUGAACUACGGAGAUGACCUAGAAAAGAUCGCGUUCCAAACGGAUGAUAGGAGAAUGUCCACGUUUUCCGCCACGUUCGGCGCAGGACAAGAAGUUUCCCCCUCUCAGAUGCUCGCUCCUCCUAUAUGGGAAAAGUUUUCCAUGCCUGAUGCAUUCUUAGCCCCAACCUCCGGAUCCUACAACGCCGUUGAGCGGCAAGUGUCCAACGGUAGCACCUAUAGUUCAACGAGCACUACUUCAAGCCGAGUCGGGAGUGACUCUGCUGCUGGACAUUCCAAACGCUGGAUUAUCGAGUAA
Messenger RNA from Suillus plorans, 1935 nucleotides. RefSeq lists its product as uncharacterized. The record is from RefSeq and is a predicted model, not a curated record. Lineage: Eukaryota; Fungi; Basidiomycota; Agaricomycetes; Boletales; Suillaceae. The coding region runs from base 1 to 1935 and encodes 644 amino acids. The transcript is spliced from 10 exons. Gene Ontology annotation, cellular component: Golgi apparatus.